Molecule: messenger RNA, 948 nt
Organism: Rotaria socialis
Lineage: Eukaryota; Metazoa; Rotifera; Eurotatoria; Philodinida; Philodinidae
Source: the annotation of a GenBank genome assembly
AUGUUAUUCGGAGGCUUUUUACAAACGCGAUUAACAGCUUAUUAUUCAAGCAAAGGCAAACACAUCCUAGAGAAUGCUGGAAAGAUCGCUAUGGAAGCCAUUCAAAACAUUCAAACAGUGAUGCAGUUGACAAAAGAAAGCUACUUUUAUAAUGAAUAUUGUGAAAUACUCAAUACCAUUCAUAGGUCAUCUAUUACACGCGCUCAUAUUUUGAGUAUUUUAUUUUCUAUCACCAGUGCUGUCGUUUACUUUUCCACAGCGGCUUUCAUUUCUCUCGGCACGUUUCUUGUUGAUCGAGAUACAGUUACAUUUGAAGAUAUGUUUCUAGUUUUGAAUGCUGUUGUUCUGGCUGCCCGAACCAUUGGCCGAGAGUUAACAUUAUUUCCCGACUAUGGAAGAGCAACUGAAGCUGCAACGAACAUUUUCACAUUGUUGAAUCAAAAACCAUCAAUAGAUAACGAAUCGAAAACUGGUGGCGAAAUUGUGUGUGAACAUUUUAAUGGACAAAUUGAUUUCGAUCAUGUGUAUUUCAAUUAUCCAAAUAGGUCUGAAUCAACUGUUCUAAAAAAUUUCAAACUUCACAUCAAAUCAGGACAAAAAAUAGCACUUGUUGGUACAUCUGGCUGCGGAAAAUCAACUACUAUUCAAUUAAUUGAACGUUUCUAUGGUGUAAAUAUGGGUCGUCUCUUGAUUGAUUCAAAAGAUAUUCGAAGUCUUAAUCUUCAAUGGCAUCGAUCACAAAUUGCUGUUGUUUCUCAGCAGCCAGUUCUUUUCGAUAUAUCAAUUCGAGAAAAUAUUGCAUAUGGUGAUAACAGUCGAACAGAUAUUUCACUCAAUGAAAUUAUUCAAGUAGCAAAAGAUGCAAAUAUUCAUGAUUUCAUCCAACUUCUUCCGAAUGUCAGUGAUUACUUUUUUUGCUAUGAUAAGGAAUCUAUUAUUUUUCUGUAA